AUGGAGCUGCGUUCGGAGCUGCCCAGCGUCCCCGCCGCGCCCCCCCCGGUGCCCCCCAGUUCAGUGGCGGCGGCGGCGGCCGCGGCAGCGGCGACCCUGCCGGUGAGCGUGGCCGGGAGCCUGCUGCGGGCCCCGCCGCUGCUGCUGCGGGCGGCCGAGAAGUAUCCGCGGACGCCGAAGUGCGCGCGGUGCCGCAACCACGGAGUGGUGUCGGCGCUGAAGGGCCACAAGCGGUACUGCCGCUGGAAGGACUGCAUGUGCGCCAAGUGCACGCUGAUCGCCGAGCGGCAGCGCGUCAUGGCCGCCCAGGUGGCGCUGCGCCGGCAGCAGGCGCAGGAGGAGAACGAGGCCCGCGAGCUGCAGCUGCUCUACGGCACCGCCGAGGGCUUGGCCCUGGCCGCCGCCAACGGCAUCAUCCCUCCCCGGCCCGCCUACGAGGUCUUCGGCUCCGUCUGCGCCGGGGCCGGCGGCGAGGGAGGCGCCGGCGCCUCAGGUGAGGCCGCGCCGCGGGGGGACGGGGCCGCGGGCCGGGGGGCUGCGGAGCCCAAGGUGCAGAAGUUCGAGCUGUUCCCCAAGACGCUGCUGCCCGGCCGCGCCGCAACCCCGCAGCAGGCGGGCGGGAAGCCGCCGUCCCCCGACGGGGAGUCCGCGCCCGGCACUUCUUCCCCGGACGGCCGCCACGGCUCGGGCUCGGAGAACGGCGACGGAGAGUCCUUCCUCAGCUCGCCCGUCUCCAAAGGGCCGAAGGAGGGCGAGGAGAGCCCGGGCUCCAUCAGCCCGCUGGGCUCGGACUCGGGCUCGGAGGCAGACAAGGACGAGCGGGACCCGUCGCCCUCGGCCGGCGGCCGGCAGCGGACUCCCAUCGACAUCCUGACGCGCGUCUUCCCGGCGCACAGGCGCGGCGUUCUGGAGCUGGUGCUGCAGGGCUGCGGCGGGGACGUGGUGCAGGCCAUCGAGCAGAUCCUCAACAACCGCGGCCCAGAGAAGGGCCCCGAGGAGAGCUGGGCUCGGGACGGCGCUCUGCAGGGUCUCCCGCCCGCUCCCACUGCCCACCACCGCCCGCUGAUCGCCGGCGCCAUGGCCCCCGCCAUCGGCGCGCUGGGCAGCCGCUCCGCCUUCUCCCCGCUGCAGCCCAACGCCACGCACUUCGGGGCCGAAGCCGGCGCCUAUCCGCUGGGCGCGCCGCUGGGACUCAACCCGCUGCGCCUCGCCUACUCGGCGCACGGCCGCGGCCUCGCUUUCAUGGCCCCGUACUCCACCGCCGGCCUCGUGCCCGCGCUCGGCUUCCGCCCGCCCGUGGACUACGCCUUCAGCGACCUCAUGCGGGAGCGCUCCGCCGUGCACAAGGAGCAGGUGUACUCCGGAGGGCUCUACGGGCCCAUGGUCAACAACAACCCCGAGAAGCAAUAG
Messenger RNA from Centrocercus urophasianus (Greater sage-grouse), 1410 nucleotides. RefSeq names its product DMRT like family A2 (gene DMRTA2). Gene Ontology annotation, cellular component: nucleus. The transcript is spliced from 2 exons. Gene Ontology annotation, molecular function: DNA-binding transcription factor activity, RNA polymerase II-specific; protein binding; RNA polymerase II cis-regulatory region sequence-specific DNA binding. The record is from RefSeq and is a predicted model, not a curated record. Bases 1 to 1410 code for a protein of 469 amino acids. NCBI's taxonomy places the organism in Eukaryota, Metazoa, Chordata, Aves, Galliformes, Phasianidae. Gene Ontology annotation, biological process: germ cell development; regulation of transcription by RNA polymerase II; sex differentiation.